Helobdella robusta is the source of this 228-nucleotide messenger RNA. RefSeq lists its product as hypothetical. Gene Ontology annotation, molecular function: protein binding. The record is from RefSeq and is a predicted model, not a curated record. Lineage: Eukaryota; Metazoa; Annelida; Clitellata; Rhynchobdellida; Glossiphoniidae. The transcript has 2 exons. The annotation marks the transcript as partial.
UGUUUAAUGCACGAGUUCUCCUGUACGCGUGGGAGGUGUGUGUCGAGGCAUUUUUUAUGCGAUAAGAUAUUUGACUGUCCUUACGGCGAUGAUGAAAGUCCCCAAGUUUGCGGAAAAUGUCGGUUUAAUGAAUAUCGUUGCAAAGGCGAACGUAAAAAAUGCAUAUCAAAUUAUUUUGUAUGUGACUCAAAGGCAGAUUGUCCUGUAGGCGAUGAUGAAGAUUCCUGU